Cucurbitaria berberidis CBS 394.84 is the source of this 2043-nucleotide messenger RNA. Its product is annotated as long-chain fatty acid transporter-like protein. NCBI's taxonomy places the organism in Eukaryota, Fungi, Ascomycota, Dothideomycetes, Pleosporales, Cucurbitariaceae. Gene Ontology annotation, molecular function: long-chain fatty acid-CoA ligase activity; long-chain fatty acid transmembrane transporter activity. The record is from RefSeq and is a predicted model, not a curated record. The coding region runs from base 1 to 2043 and encodes 680 amino acids. The transcript is spliced from 2 exons.
AUGUCAGCCCUUCCAUACGCCAUCCCCGCUGCUGCAGCCACCUUCUCCUACCUCAAUGCCCGCCAUGGCCUCAGCUACGACUUGCCAAUGCUGUCAGCCCUCGCGAGCGCUGCAGUCAGCACCAAGCGACACGAACGAAGCGACACGUUCAAUCUCUUCUACGAGCUAGAAGCCCAGGCACAGUCGCGCGAGAACCACGCGUGGAUUAUCUUCCAAGGCAGGACAUGGACAUAUAAGGAAGCUUAUGAUACCGUGCUACGCUAUGGGACGUGGUUGAAGAGCAAGGGCGUGGAGAAAGACGAGAUUGUCGCCAUGGACUUUGUCAAUUCGGAUACCUUUAUAUGGGUCUGGUUUGGGCUUUGGAGUAUAGGCGCGAAGCCUGCAUUCAUCAACUACAACCUUGCGGGAAAGUCAUUGGUACAUUCUAUCAAGACAAGUACGGCCAGAUUGGUAUUAGUGGACCAAGAAGGAAGAGACAAGUUCAAUGACGAUGUCAUGAGGGAGCAUGGCUUUGUGCGUACAGAACUAGAAAGAGACGGACGGGCGAAGUAUGGCUUUGAGAUGGACCAGUCGGAUAUCCCGAGGUCGGUAAGGAACCAGACGAAGACACCACAAGCCGCAGUAGAUGCUGGAGCUGUUUCUGAGCCACUGCGACGGCAGCUGGAGGUGGUCUUUUUCGAUGAUGCUUUAGCCUUACAAAUCCUCACGCUCCCACCCACACGCCUUCCCAACGUUGCCCGCGACAAUCAGACGCGCACCAGCAUGGCCAUGCUCAUAUACACUUCUGGUACGACAGGACUUCCGAAGCCUGCGAUCAUGAGCUGGGGCAAAUGCAACGGUGGAACCAAGUUCGUCUCAAGUUGGCUAUCCCUGAAAAACAACGUGCUCUACACUUCCAUGCCUCUCUACCAUUCUUCCGCUUCGGUGCUCGGCGUAUGUGCAGUCCUCCGUACAGGAAACACAAUAUGUCUCUCCAAGAAGUUCUCACAUAAAACUUUCUGGCCUGAGAUCCGCGCCAGCAAUGCCACGAUGAUUCACUAUGUUGGCGAAACGUGUCGCUAUCUGCUCUCCGCGCCCCCGUCAGCUUUGGACAAGCAGCAUAAAGUGCGCGCAGCGUUUGGGAAUGGACUGAGGCCUGAUGUAUGGGAAGCGUUUAAGGAGCGGUUUGGCAUUGAGACCAUCUUCGAAGUCUAUGCGGCGACUGAGUCACCGGGCGGGAUGUGGAACCACAGCAGGAAUGGCUUCUCCAGUGGCGCAAUCGGACGGAUGGGCACACUUACUUCUCUCCUCUUCGCGUCUAUGCUCUGCCUUGUGAGGAUGGACUCAGAGUCGGAUCCUCCAGCCCCCCUUCGCUCACCAUCCACCGGGCUUUGCCAGAUCUGCGACUGGAACGAGCCCGGCGAAUUGAUGUACAAGCUGGACCCCAACGACAUCAGCCAGAAGUUCCAAGGCUACUUUGGAAACGCCAAGGCGACGAACAGCAAGAUUAUAAGGAACGUGAAGGUAAAAGGGGAUGCGUAUUUCCGCUCCGGCGACUUGCUGCGCCGGGAUAAAGAAGGACGGUGGUGGUUCGUAGACCGCAUCGGUGACACAUUCCGCUGGAAAGCAGAGAAUGUAUCCACCGCCGAAGUCUCAGAAGCGGUCGGCAAGCACGAAGCCGUCGUUGAAGCAAACGUCUACGGCGUGCAGGUGCCCCACCAUGACGGACGAGCCGGCUGUGCAGCUUUGGUGUUGAAAGAUUCUGCUGCGACAGCGAUGGGCGACAAGACGCCGCUGCCAAGCGAGCAGACGUUACACUCUUUAGCGGAGCACGUGAAAAAAGAAUUGCCCGCGUUUGCAGUGCCGAUUUGGCUCAGAGUCACGCGCGAGAUGCAGAUUACUGGGACGAAUAAGCAGCAGAAACACCUACUACAACAGGAAGGCAUUGACCCCAGCGCAGUCGAGGCCUCUGGAGAUGCUUUGUACUGGCUCAAGGGCGGAAAGUACCAGCGAUUCACGAAGAGGGACAUGGAGCUUGUAGUGGGCGGUGGGGUGAAGUUAUGA